AGUGACGUAACGCAGUGCAUUCUUUUUUUUUUCCCCAAAGCCCCAAUCCUGAAUUCAUCAACAUUAACACAGUGCAUUCUUUCUCACAGUUGUGUGGCUUUGUGGGUUGGCUGGGCUUAGCCGGGCAGUUCUUAUACCCAGUGGCACAGCUGAGGUCCUUCAUGCAGCUGGGAGCUCCCUGGCAAGUUCCACUGUGGCUGGAAUGUCCAGGAUGGCCUCUCCUCCUCCAGGUUCUCUCUCCGGAGGCGUCUCACUAUCCCGCAGCCUAGCCCAAGCUGCUUUGCAGCACGGUGGGUGGUUUCCAAGAGGGAGUGUUCAAGCCCCAGUACGCAAGUGUUGCUCAAGCCUCUGCUUGCAUCAUACUUGGCUGGUGUCCUGUUGGUCAAAGCAAGUCACCCAGUCGAGCCCAGAGACGGUAUGGGAGGGGGCUACCCAAGAGCGUGUAUUCCAGCAGCCAGCAGUGUUGAUGUCGACCACAAGUUUGGCGGUGAAUGUCCUGCAGACCCCCUUCCGUGUGAAGAGCUGUGUGAUGGGGACGCAUCCUGUCCUCAGGGACAUAAGUGCUGCAGCACUGGCUGUGGCCAUGCCUGCCAUGGAGACAUUAAGGGAGGGCGGGGUGGCGACUGUCCAAACAUUUUGGCGGGCCUGUGCAUUGUCAGCUGCAUGGUGGAUGAGAACUGCCCAGCUGGGGAAAAGUGCUGCAAGUCAGGCUGUGGCCGUUUCUGUGUCCCGCCAAUCCUGCCACCCCAGCUGGCCCUGAACCCCAACCGGACCAUCAGGUCUAAUUUUGAAUUAGAGAGCCCGGUGCCCUAGCUGUCCUGAUGUGUCCUGAGUUUCUUUGGUGACUCCAGGGGGCUUGUCCUGGUAGCCAGGAGAGGAUGAUGUCCUGGGGCUUGUGACACCCCCAGGGACUUUCAUUGCCCUCUCUGCUCUGUUUCUGUUCUUGCUGCUGCCCUGAGCGUAGGAAACCCAGCCCUGGGCUUGGAAAGUGGGUGUGUGGUGCUUCUUUUCCCCAAUAAAGGCCGAUGCUGA
This is a messenger RNA of Lagenorhynchus albirostris (white-beaked dolphin), 1032 nucleotides long. RefSeq names its product WAP four-disulfide core domain 3 (gene WFDC3). The coding region runs from base 418 to 813 and encodes 131 amino acids. The transcript is spliced from 4 exons. NCBI's taxonomy places the organism in Eukaryota, Metazoa, Chordata, Mammalia, Artiodactyla, Delphinidae. The record is from RefSeq and is a predicted model, not a curated record. Gene Ontology annotation, biological process: antibacterial humoral response; innate immune response. Gene Ontology annotation, molecular function: peptidase inhibitor activity. Gene Ontology annotation, cellular component: extracellular region.